Molecule: messenger RNA, 1632 nt
Organism: Rotaria sp. Silwood2
Lineage: Eukaryota; Metazoa; Rotifera; Eurotatoria; Philodinida; Philodinidae
Source: the annotation of a GenBank genome assembly
AUGACAGGUAUUUUAGCAAGGAUCUUGCCCAUUACAGAUUUCUAUUUAUUUCAGAGUGAUGUUCAACAAAUCGAUACAAUAUCGUAUGAUGUUAAAACUUUAUCCACACUCUUAGAUGAACUAAUUGAAGAACGUGCAACUGAUGAUCCUAGUCGUUAUCGUCAACGUCUCGAUGUACUUCUUGGACGUUAUAGACAAUUACUUAAUUCUAUUGAUGAAGCUUCCCAACGUUGCACGGUUGUUAUUCCUGCUAAAAUGAUUCAUGAAAAUAGUCUACAAUUAAAUACAUCAUUAGAAAAUAUUUCAAAUGCACCAAUGAAUUUUCGUGAUCUAUCUGAUGUUCGUACAGCUGUACAAGGUCAAAUAAGAGUUUGUGAUGUAUUAGAAAAUUUUUCUCAUCAAAUAAAUGAACUUGUUACACGAGGUAAUGAAUUAAUAAGACAACCAAUGGUACCAAAAUAUGUUCAACAUGAUAUACAAAAUAUACAAAAAUUAUAUAAUGAAAAAAUUCGAUCAGCACAAGAUCAUUUAGAAAAAUUUAAACAUCUACUUGAAUUAUGGGAACGUUUCGAUGCAAAUAAACGUCGUUAUCAACAACAAACUGAACGUUUAAAUAAUGAACUUGUUCAAUUAAAAUCUAAUCAAAAGUCUAUAAUAUCAUUUCAACAUGAAAUUGAUAAUUGCAAACAUCUUCGAGCUUCAUAUACUGAUUUAAAAUUAAUUCUCGAUGAAAAUACUCAAUAUCUUCAAACAAUUUCAUCAAAUAAUUUAUUACCCUAUGAAAAUUUACAAAAACUUAAAAUCGAUUAUGAUAAUAUGCUUGAAGACUUAACAGAAAAAUUACGAAUAAUCGAUGAAUUUUUACAAGAUUUAAUUCAUGAUAAUAAUAAAUGGACACAUUUUAAUGAUGAAUUAAAGCGUUUAGAAACAUUAUUCAGAGAAAUUGGUUCAAUGUUUGAUGCGAAAAUGUUUGGAGAACGAGCACUUGAAGAAAAACAACAAAUUUUAGAGACUUUCAAUCGAGAGGUUCAAAGUGAAGAUACACAUCUAAAUACAUUACGUACUAAAUAUAAAACAUUCUCAUCGAAUUUAACUGAUCAAGAACGACAACAAGCAGAAAUAAUGAUUAAUAAAAUGCAAGUUGAAUUAGAACAAUUACAAGAACAAAUCGAAAAACGUCAUGAACGUCUAAAUUCUUUAAUUCAUCAACGUCAAGAAUUAGAUCAAACAUAUGAUCGUUUUAUUAUUUGGUUUGAAGAUAAACAACGUUUAAUUUCUCCUGAUCAAACAAUACCAUUAAAAACAAUGGAAAUUGAACGAUUAUUAAAAAAAUAUAGUGAUGUAUUGAAUGAAAUUAAAGUUCAACGAAGUACACUUAAUAAUAUUAUUAAAUUAAAUGAAAAUGUCAAACAAAAAUUAAUUCGUAGAAUAAAUAAUUUAGAAGAAAUACUUAAUGAUCGUUAUCGACAAUUAAAUUUAGCUAAUGAACAACGAUAUGAAUUUGAUCGAAUUAUGACUAAACUUAAUGAAUGGGUUAAAAGUAUUGAACAACAAAUAAAAGAUCCAUUUACAAAUGAUCUUCAACAAACAACUAAUGUUCUUAAAGAAAAAUCUAAAAAUAUACAAGUAUGA